Molecule: messenger RNA, 3048 nt
Organism: Hippocampus comes (tiger tail seahorse)
Lineage: Eukaryota; Metazoa; Chordata; Actinopteri; Syngnathiformes; Syngnathidae
Product: small conductance calcium-activated potassium channel protein 1-like
Exons: 9
Coding region: 363-2342 (659 amino acids)
Biological process (GO): potassium ion transport
Cellular component (GO): membrane
Molecular function (GO): calmodulin binding; small conductance calcium-activated potassium channel activity
Source: RefSeq, a predicted model, not a curated record
AAACUGCGGGAAUCUCUUUUCCCUGUUUUUUCUUAAAACGUAUAGAAACAGCAUUAAAAAAUAACUUGCAUUAGGCCUUCGGACUCCAUACGGUCAAUGUCGAGCAGAAUCCUCGGUUCUGUUGGUCAGUCCUCACAUGGGUCUCUGUUUGUUCUAGAAAUCGGCCAAUCUAAAAUGUCGAAAAUGGUGGACACAUUUUAAACAAGGAGUUGAGAAUCCCUCAACAGAUGUUUCUUUUUAUGUGCAAGUUCUUAAAGAGUGAUGGCGAUGUAUCCAAUGUAAGAUAUUUAAUGACUGGAAAUCGGUUAGUUCUCACGUCAACCGGGCGCUCUUCUUUCUAACAUGUCCUCUCUCCCCUUGAAAUGGAGCCAGUCACCAUGGAGCGCUCCUCCUCCACCUCCACGGUCAACAUUUCCCCGCUGGACGAGAGCGAGGUGGAGGAGCAGCGUUCCCUGCUGCCCCCCGCCAGGACGCUCUCGCCCCGCCGGGCCUGCCCCCCUCAGUGCGGGCUGCACCCGGCCGUCCAGAGGUGCGCGGGUCACGCGGUGUGGCUGGACCGCACCCAGGCCAUGGCCACCAUGCCUUUGUACAACGGCUACCUGUGCGCCCGAGCCUCGCCGUGCUCCCCCAAGAGGGCCGCCGACCAUGUCAAAUGCAAGGAGAAGAAACGUCAGAGUUGUUCCAGGAAGGAGCGGAGACAAAAGAGCGCAGGAGCUUCCAGACUCCAGGAGAAGAGCUGCACUUUUCAUGACGGCGCCCCCGCCAAAAGCUCCAGGAGGGCCCCGGUCCCGAGCCUGGAGAGGCGGGCUCCUCCCUCCUUGGAGAUGAGGCAGAGCCUCCCGGAGAUUCGGAUCACCGGCAGGGACGACGAGGCGCCCCGACCCGGCAAAGAGUCGCCGCCGCAGCUGCUGGAUCGGGAUCGGGGUCUCCUGCCGGGGGCCCCCUGCAACUCCAGCCCCAAGCGCAAAGCCGAGGCCAAGGACGACCACUACUGGAAGACGCACAGCAUCGGGUGGCGGCUGGUGCGCAGGAGGGCGCUCUUCCUGCGCAGGCGGCGGCUCAACGACUGCGCUCUCGCCGUGGGGAUUUUCGGCGUGGUCAUGAUGGUCAUGGAAACGGAACUCUCGUGGAGCGUCUACAGCAAGAGUUCCGUCUACUCACUCUCGCUCAAAUCCGUCAUCAGCCUGUCCACCGUCGUCCUGCUCGGCCUCAUCGUAGCGUAUCACUGCUGCGAGGUGCAGUUGUACGUCCACGACAGCAGCGCCGAGGACUGGCGCAUCGCCAUGACAACGGAGCGCCUGGCCCUCAUCGCGCUGGAGCUGGCGGCGGCGGCCAUCCAUCCGUAUCCGGUGGGCCUGCUGGCCUACUUCCAGCGGCGGACGGCGCCGUCGGCCGCGGCGCUGUCCGAGACGGAGCUGGAGAUCGUGCUCGCGCUGCCCAUGUUUCUCCGGCUCUACCUGCUGGGCCGCGCCAUGAUGCUGCACAGCAGACUCUUCACCGAUACGGCGUCGCGGAGCAUCGGGGCGCUCAACAAGAUCCACUUCAACGCGCGCUUCGUGGGCAAGACCCUGAUGACCACCUACCCUGGCACCGUGCUGAUGAUCUUCAGCGUCUCCCUGUGGAUCCUGGCGGCCUGGGGGCUGCACGUAUGCGAGAGACACCACAACUACAGGGACUUAAGCAGUAACUACAUGGAGGCCCUGUGGAUGGUGUCGGUCACCUUCCUGUCCAUCGGCUACGGGGACGUGGUGCCUCACACCUACUGUGGACGCAGCAUCUGCCUCCUUACCGGAAUCAUGGGGGCCGGCUGCACCGUCCUGGUGGUCGCAGUGGUGGCCAGGAAGCUGGAGCUGACGCGGGCUGAGAAGCACGUUCACAACUUCAUGAUUGACUCGCACAUAUCCAAAAGGAUGAAGAUCGCGGCCGCAAACGUGCUGAGGGAGACUUGGUUCAUCUACAAGCACACCAAACUCUCAAGGGAGAAAGACCACACCAUGGUCCGCAUGCACCAACGCAAACUGAUGCUCGCCAUCCACCAGCUCCGGCGCGUCAAGAUGGACAAGCGGAUCCUGGCGGACCAAGGCAGCACGCUGGUGGACCUCUGCAAGGUGAGAGAGUUGCAAACCACGCUGUCCGACGUGCUGGUGGAGGUGCAGGGCUGCCGGGCCGAGUUGGACGCUCACGUCCACGGCUUGGAGAAGCACGUGGAGGAGCUGCACGAGGGCUUCCGAGGCCUCAUGCCGCUGCUGACCAGCACCUUGUCCAUGCAGAACUCCUCCAUACGCCACCUGCUACGCGAGAGGGAGAAGGUCGACGCUGCCGGAAGGCAUGAGGACAGGUAGAACGAAAACUGGUUGUCUGACACCCCCUAGAUGGAGGAGCCGAGUAUUGCGGAAUAGGAAAAUGCUGCUCGAGCAGCGGAACGCCGGUCGUAAAAGUGGACUUGAACCGAAACUCUUCCGAAAAAGUUCAUGUUCCAAACAUGUUCUUUUGUAGGUCACAUCGUUGGUGGAGGGAGUUCGCAAAUGUACAUUCAAAAAAUUGAAAUUCAUGUACGUUUUUUUUUUUUUUUGCUACUUUGUGUGAUGCCACUUAUGAGUCCCCCCAGGAAUCUGCAGGGCAAAAGUGAGCCGAAGGAGGACGUGAGCCAUUGCCUCAGGACUCGGGAACUCCGGUUCCUCGAGAGCCACAUCCUGUCUGUUUUCGAGCUCUCCCGAAUCCAACACACCCGAUUCAAUUGAUCAUGAUCGUUUCAGGCUUCUUCAGCGCUUGCUGAUGAACUGAUCCUUUGAAUCAGGUGCGUUGUUGUAGGGGAGGGAUGGAAAACAGGCAAGAUACGGCUACUGAGGAGAAGCUUAGUAACGCACAGCAUAUUUAUGAUUCCCAAGCCAAGUACUUUUUACUUUGUUGUAGUUUUAGUUUUAUGUGGUGGCUUACUCAAGAGCAGGUGUUAUGAAUUGAGUGCGAUGUGUUCAUUUCUGGUUCCGGGUUAAAGCCGAUGAUUUUUAUUGAGGGUAUUCCAAGUUGGUAUACAUCAAGCAAUUGAGG